AUAUAUGCAGUUUACACGGACAAUGCAAGCUUCGUUUAUGUUUAAAAAAAAAAAAAAAAAAACCCUCAUCAAAUCCCUGCAAGUGUAUACUGAUUUUAAUCCCAUAACCCGAGCUCGUUUGUAAUCUCAAACUCAUAAUCUUUUUUUUUUUUUUUUUAAAUAUAUUUUCAAUACACUCGGCAAUACUUCGCCUAUGUCUCUUUAAUAAAAUAAUCAAGAGACUCGAGAGUUUUAGAUAUAAAAUGGAGCCUUUAUAUUUGUAAGGCAUGUAUUUCAUUGAGCAGAAUGUGUAUUUUUAUUCUUUUGAAACACCUAGAUGUACCCAAAGUGUGUCUUUGAUAUUGCAUAAGACUGAGCGAUGUACACGUUUUGUUUUUGUGAGUCCUUUCUAAAUAUAGAGUGAAAUCAUUCACUAUAAAAUCAACAGGUAGAUAGCGAACAUCAAUUUUGUGUGAAACUCACGUACACGAAAACAUACCUGAAAGAGGGGCCGGAGAACCUUCGACACGGAAAAUGGUACUGAAGUGGGCCGGAAUUGUUUUAGUUGUUGCUGUAGUUGUCAUAUAUUUCACAAAGAAAGAAAAUAUCACAGAAGACCUCACCCCACUGAACUCAUCCUACGAUUACAUUAUAGUGGGUGCGGGAACAGCGGGAUGUGUCCUCGCAAAUAGACUUUCAGAAGAUGCAGACUCAUCCGUGCUUAUUAUAGAAGCUGGGGGUUCCGAAGAUGAAAACAUGAACAUCAGUAUCCCCCUCGGCCAGGGAUCUACUCUGCUUUCGAAAGAAGACUGGAAUUUCCGAACAGAACCUCAAAAGAAAGCGUGUUUGGCGAUGCAUGACAGGAAAUGCGCUUGGCCACGAGGGAAAGUGCUCGGGGGCUCUAGUAGCUUAAACGCCAUGCAGUAUGUCCGCGGCAGUCGUCAUGACUACGAUGGCUGGGCAAAGGAGGGAUGCACGGGGUGGAGUUACAGAGACGUUCUGCCAUACUUCAUUAAAUCUGAAGAUAUUCAGAUCCCAGAGCUUCAAAAUUCAGCUUACCAUGGAAAAGGGGGUUAUUUGUCCGUCAGUGACGGGACCGCCACGCCCCUCAAUAAGAAUGUAUAUGCUCGAGCAAUGGAGGAACUUGGACACCCUAUUACGGAUUGUAAUGGAAAAUCACAAAUAGGUUAUUGCUCAUCUCAAGAAACGACAAGAAAUGGAGCGCGCGAUAGCACCGCCAAAGCCUUUUUAAGACCCGCCAUGAAACGGAAGAACCUGCAUGUUUCCAUAAAUUCCCAUGUGACAAAGAUUCUAAUUAAAGACAAGAGGGCAGUUGGCGUAUCAUUUGUGAGAAACAACAGGAAACAUUCAAUAAUGGCGAACAAAGAGGUGAUUGUUUCCGCGGGAACAGUCAGUUCACCCCAGAUUCUGAUGCUGUCUGGAAUAGGACCAAAGGAACACCUAAAAUCCAAAGGGAUCACAGUGAAGGCCGAUCUACCGGUUGGAGAAAAUUUACAGGACCAUGUUAUGACAUUUAUGGAUUUCCAUGACAAUACCACAAGCAUGGCGACCAUUGACGAGAUUAUGUCACCUGUGACCAUAAUUCAAUACCUGGCAUGGGGAUCAGGUUUCCUUACCAAGAGUCUGUUAGAGGGCACAGCUUUCCUGACAGAUGACGAGAAGAUCCCGCCACAUCUUCAGUUUCAUUUCUAUAGCCUUAUGAUUGACCCAAGAGUCACUUCUAUAAUGUUAGAUGUUCUUAAUAUUGACACGAAGCUGAAAGAUGGUAAGGAAAAGGAAUAUCAAAGGAAUAAAGACAGAAAUAUAGGGACAUUUUCCAUACUCCCGAUUCUUCUCCAUCCCAAGAGUAGAGGAACAAUACGCCUUCAAAGCAAUGAUCCUUUUGAUCCGCCUCUCAUGGACCCAAACUACCUCGAUCACCCAGACGAUAUAAAGACAUUCUUAAGAGGAGUGAGAGAAGUCUUAAGGUUAGGCAGCACUAAAGCUUUCAAAUCAAUUGGUGCCUCAUCACAGGAUCCUUUAAAAGCAUACAAUCCUCAGUGCGACAAUCACUCUCCAGAUUCCGAUGAGUACUGGAUUUGCAGAUUAAGGCAUCAUACAUAUACAGUUCAUCACCAGACGUCCACAUGUAGAAUGGGAGCUACAAAUGACCCAAAUGCAGUGGUUGAUCCUGAGCUCAGAGUGAGGGGUAUUCAAAAUCUACGAGUUGUCGAUGCUUCCGUCAUGCGUAAUGUGCCAUCCGGUAAUACGAAUGCUCCAACAAUAAUGAUUGCAGAAAAAGCAGCAGAUAUGAUAAGAAAUAUAGACAGUGUAAAGUCUAUUCGAGAGAAAACGGAUCAGUUGUAAUUCGUGAUGAUGUGAUGACGAUGAUGAUGAUGGUAGUGAUUGUGGGCGGAGUGUAAGGAGAAGAACCAGUUCGGAUUGGAAAAUAAUAGUUCCCAGUGAUGAACUAAGCAUUGACACGAUACAGUUUCAGUGCAUUAAGUUCCUGGAACUUUUGUUUAGUAACGUAUGGUUUGUAUCAGUGACAUGUAUAUGAUGAUUUACAUUUUAAUCAUGACUAGAAGUAGAAACAUGAAUUCGAUUUCUCUUAAAAGAGGGUAUGAAUGUGAAAUUGAAAAUGAGAAAUGAAUAAUAUCACUUCAUUUUCUUGUAACCAAGUACUCCGAAAUAACCCCUUCCACCAUUUUUUUUUGAAAGAUGGUCGUGUAAGGUGUUGAAAAGUCAUACGUUUUGAUGUUGUUGAUUUGAGAAAAGUGUUUUUUAAAAUUUCAUAUUUACUAAAAGUUCUUUAUAUAGAAUAUUUCUUUAAUGAUCAAAUUAUUUCGUGCUGGUUACAUGAGAUAUUGAGUACAGUGGAGAGAGGGAGAGAAUGAAAGAUAUUUCUAUGGUUCAUGAAUUGUACUAUGAAAGUAAAACCAAAAGUAUACAAUUUAAUCAUCUUUCUGACAGUGGAUUGGUAAAACAAUGAUAUUUUCAAAAGAUGUUAAAUCGAAAUUGAUCUGUAUACUAUCAAAUAUAUAAGACAAAUGUAUUUUCUAUUCUAUUUCUGCAUAAAACAUACAAACUAUGAAAUAAACAGGUUUUGAUAUAGUCAAACAUA
This is a messenger RNA of Ostrea edulis (European flat oyster), 3103 nucleotides long. Its product is annotated as glucose dehydrogenase [FAD, quinone]-like. The record is from RefSeq and is a predicted model, not a curated record. The transcript is spliced from 12 exons. Bases 514 to 2346 code for a protein of 610 amino acids. NCBI's taxonomy places the organism in Eukaryota, Metazoa, Mollusca, Bivalvia, Ostreida, Ostreidae. Gene Ontology annotation, molecular function: oxidoreductase activity, acting on CH-OH group of donors; flavin adenine dinucleotide binding.